Molecule: messenger RNA, 1567 nt
Organism: Mycotypha africana
Lineage: Eukaryota; Fungi; Mucoromycota; Mucoromycetes; Mucorales; Mycotyphaceae
Exons: 2
Coding region: 55-1467 (470 amino acids)
Biological process (GO): protein folding; protein stabilization
Cellular component (GO): cytoplasm
Molecular function (GO): heat shock protein binding; protein kinase binding; protein-folding chaperone binding
Source: RefSeq, a predicted model, not a curated record
CUUUUUUUUUUCUUCUUACUGUUAUUUCUUCAGAAAGCUGAAAAAUAAAAAAAGAUGCCUUUGGAUUAUAGUAAAUGGGAUAACCUUGAACUUUCAGACGACUCAGACAUUGAAGUUCAUCCUAAUGUCGAUAAACGCUCCAUGAUUAAAUGGAAGAGAGAGGCCAUUCAUCGUGAACGCGCCGAACGUAAAGCCAAAAUGGAUUACCUUGGCAAGUUUGUACCCACUCAACAAAAGGCUCUAAAGAAGGUACAAGAGCUCAUUGAUAUGCUUCAAAACAAUGACGAUGACGAAAAGGGCAUUCGUCUUGUGAUGGACGUGUUGGAUAAGCAGCAGCAAGAAGCGGCUGGUAUGCAGCUACCUUCUUUACCUCCGCAACUAGAACAGCCCUCACAGCAGCAGGAACAACAACAAAAACCAAUGGAUAUGGCACAAGUGUUUGCUGCCAUGAAGGCUCAAAUUGCAACAGGCUUGUCUCAAACAACACCUGCUGAAGUGAAAAUAACAUUACUGGAAAGAUUUAAACAAACUGCUCAAACCAUUGAAAAGACAGUGGAGGACUCGUCGAAAGAAUUGAAAAAGUUACAAAAAGAAGCGAGUAAAAAGUUGACAAGUGAAAAUAUGUUUACAUCCGAGAAAACGAGUAAAACAAUCUUGAAUAAACCAAAGCCUAUACCAUCUUCAACAACAAAGAAAACAGAAAAGAAAAAGGUGGUAGAGACACUGAACCCAGAUGUCAAAAUGAAAGAUCUCUCCCUUGAAAACAAGAUGACUGAUCGUAAGGAGGAAGAAGAACAGGAGGAGGAAGAGGAAGAUAUCGACAUGUCACCAAAAGCAGCACAGUUCUCCAAAAUCAAGGGCUUUGAAGAUAGUUUCAAGUUCCUUACCAACAAUCCUGAAAUCAUCAACGAAAAGUCCUCUGAUUCCAUUCUUGGGCAAGCAUUCACAGCACAGUUGAAAGGAGAUGAAGAAUAUGCAAAGAAUUGCGUUAUACAAUCUCUUACUCUUCAAUACUGUGGUCAGUUAGGCCGGGAUGGCGUCAAACUUUUCUUUUCAAAGAUGAGCAUUCCCAAUACACAGGGACACAAAAUGUUUAUUGAUGAUGUUGAAAAGACGUACGGUCGAAUUCGUACACGUUGUGUUGAGAUUGCUGCCGAGCAAAUAGAAGAGGGAAGUGGCGAAGGCGUAGAAACAAUUCAGUUACAGCCCAUGGGAGAUGGAUCACAACUUACCAUUCGCGUGCCUGAACCUGAACACGAAGAGGCUUACCAAAAAUUCACUUCAAUGCCUGCUGAAUUUCAGGAGGCUGUUAAAGUGGGCACUUUGGAUGCUUUAAAUAAAGUCUUGGGUGCUUUACCAGUAUCUCAAGCCGAAGCAUUAGUCAAGAUUUGCUCAGACUACGGAUUCUUGGAUGUAGAAGGGGAAGUGGUUGAUCAAACGGGUAGACAGCAGCAACCUGACGUAUAACAGUAAUAAAAGGGCUAUUCUCAUGAUUUACCAACACUGUACAAAUAAAAAUGUUUACAUUAUAUUUAUUCAAAUUGUUUGAAAAAAUGGAGAUGUUACA